This is a messenger RNA of Phialemonium atrogriseum, 1871 nucleotides long. Its product is annotated as Sec1-binding region of Mso1-domain-containing protein. NCBI's taxonomy places the organism in Eukaryota, Fungi, Ascomycota, Sordariomycetes, Cephalothecales, Cephalothecaceae. The record is from RefSeq and is a predicted model, not a curated record. Bases 401 to 1387 code for a protein of 328 amino acids. The transcript has a single exon.
CUUUUUGCCAUUGUUCUGUGAGCGUACCUAGUUUACUGAGUAAAAUGAUUGGACGAGACUUGCAGUUGUCUCACUCUUUGUGCCAGUUUACAGGUGGGGCUCGUUGCGUCGGGUCCCUCGUGGUGAUGGGCCUUGAAACACAGCCUUUUGAAAGCUUGUUUUGGUCAAACUUUCCUUUCCACCUGCAUUCAAGUUCGAUUUCGCAACCUAUAUUAAUCCUCGAGUACUCUAGCCGCCGUUGCGAAUCCCACUCCCCUAAUUACCUACAUCUGUAAUUGGAGAAACCCACCAUAAUCUUGCUCCCACGACAGGGCAUUGCCUUCGCCAACUUCCAACACCUCGACUUCCAUUCCCUCACCAUCAUCGAAUCCGGACCACCCAAAAUCCCCCCACCCGAACCAUGACGUCCUGGUACUCGCAGCUCCUCACAACCACAACCACCCGCAUCACCCACCUCCAACGCACCCUCCUCGCAGGCGAGUCCGACGGCGACACCGAAGACGACACCCACGUCUGCCGCGUGCUGCGCAACUACUACACCGAGAAGGGCCGCCCCUUCCCUGCCUGGCUGCCCCCCGACCCCAAGGCCCCGCCCCCUCCCGCCCCCGUCUACACCCAGACGACCACCCAGGUCGGCAGCCGCUACGGUGGACUCGUGGCCAACCAGCAGCCCGGCGGCGGGCCCGGCGGCGCCGCGGGGCUGAGCAGCCUGUGGGACAACAACCCCGUCGGCGGCGGUCGCCAGGACCCGCAGUCGCUGCGCCAGGGGCGCGGCGCCCCGCCUCCGAUGCGCGCCGCCGAGACGUCGUCGCCCGCCGGGGCGAGGAACCCGUUCAGCAGGAGCGGCGGCAGCGACCAGGCCCGCGAGGACGUACAGGCCAGACCGCUGCCCAGCCAGAGGGCGGGGAGCUAUCAGCAGGCGGGCCUCUACAGCGGCGGCGGGAGUGGGGGCGGCUCGGCGGCGGGCGGCGGGAGCGCGCAGGAUAGGCUCAAGCAGAGGUUGUGGGGGGGCGGCUCGAGGACGACGAGUCCGGGGUCGUCGACUGGGAGCGCGUACCAGCCGCCGCAGCAGCAGCAACAGCAGCAGAGCAGGUAUGGCGGCGGCAGUGGAGGCGGCGCGGGAGGUGGCUAUGGGUCGGGAGGCGGGUCGGGGGAUAACUACGAGGACCGGUUCGCGCCGGGGGGUAUGUACGACGCCUCAGCGGGCUAUGGCAGCAGGGGAGGAGGCGGGGGAGGUGGUAGUGAUCGUCCGUUCGUGGCUGCUAAUGCGCCAUGGGCGACCAACGAGUCUGACUACAGUGGUGGCGGCGGCGGCGGCAGUAGGGCAGGGGGCCUGCCGGGCGGGCCCCGGAGAGGUGGCUUGCCCAGCGGGCCGAGGAAGAGAUGAGGCAGUCUUGGGCGGAUUGGUAUGUACGCGACUUGACAGGCAAGAGAGGCUACGAUGCUGCGUCGAGCCGAGGUCUAGCGGCUGAUCUGGGGUUCCGGUGGGCAACGAUGGGGAUUCUAAUAGCGACCCCUGUACAGGUCAACAUAUCCCUAUAACGCUUGGCCUGCUUUUAUCGGCCCCGAGGGAUCACAACCAGCGCCGGUAGGACCCUGUGCCUGGAGCUGAUAGGGGGUUAUAAGGGGAGCAGCUGGUGGUUUGGAGUUGGCUGAGCGCUGCGACUCGGACUGGGAGACACGUUUCCGCCCUUCACCUUUCACCUUUCACACGGGAGGGGUCUGGUUGAAAUGCGUCGAUCGCUAGGAGGUAGAACCCGCUUGGGUAGGAAUCAAAGGCAUCAUCAAGCUAUGGAAUCAGGACCUGGGAUUUCAUGUAAAGCCAGAAACUAUACUUUGCCAGUUCCCUCAGGCCCAUGCAUGGAACUGUU